Messenger RNA from Ooceraea biroi (clonal raider ant), 1136 nucleotides. RefSeq names its product selenoprotein M. Gene Ontology annotation, molecular function: oxidoreductase activity. Gene Ontology annotation, cellular component: endoplasmic reticulum lumen. The record is from RefSeq and is a predicted model, not a curated record. NCBI's taxonomy places the organism in Eukaryota, Metazoa, Arthropoda, Insecta, Hymenoptera, Formicidae.
UUUUCAUUUUCCAUCCUAGGGGAAAAGUUACGUGAUAGAUGCCCCGAUAAUAAGCGCAAUUUUCACGAGAAAAAAAGCAAAGCGAUCUAGUUAGUCGGAAGCGGCGGUUUCCGCUUCCUACGCCGAAAUCGAGUGUCGAACAUGGCGUCUACUGCGGCUGUCAGCUAUCUUCUCGCGAUCGCGCUCGCGCUUACCAUCGCUCUCGCUCCUCUCGCGAGUUUUGCGAGUCCUUACUAUGCAUCCGCGAGAGUCGAGAGCUGCAAGGGUUGCUCGCUUAACCGGCUGCCAGACGUCAAACAGUUCAUAUUCGAGGACUUGCCGCAAUACGACAACGUUGAAUUUAAACAUAUCCAAGGUGCAGUACCAGAACUCGUGCUGUUUAAUGACCAUGAAGAGGAAAUCGAGCGACUGGUGCUCUCUAGCUUGACUCGGCAAGAGUGCAACGAGCUGCUAGUCUCCAAAGGCUUCAGCAAAAAGUCCAAAGACAAUAAAGACGAGAUGUAGAUCCACCAAUGGUUCGGUCACGCUCGUCCUAAGGAACAAAUUAACCUGGUCGCAACUGGUCACAAAUAAUAAUUGUUAGGGAGGGGACUUAUUCCUCUGAAGAGUCGUUCUCGAUCGUAAAAAUCGUUAAGUUGAAUUCUGAUUCUUUAUCUCUUUGUCUUAUUACUUGUACUUAAUAACAGUUUUCCCUAAAACUAACUAGGUAAACGCACACGUUGUGGAUAUCCAAAGCGCAGAAGUCACGUCCGACAGUAUUUCCAAUGUAAACUGCACGCGUCGCACGAAGUAACGAUCGUUUUCAGGAUACUUCUAUUACGCACAAGUUAUUCUCUUUCGUCGAUUGCUAUUAUUUCUUUGAUGCAAUUGGUGAGGAGAGAAGCUGCAUACCUCCCCCCCCCCGUGAGCUGCAAUCUGUGAUAACGACACUAGAUCGACGGUACGAUGGAUUUUUACGUUACAGCAUGUAAUCCGUUGCUUCUAAUUCUUUAAUUCUCCCGCGCGCGACAGAGUUUCGUCGUAUCAAAACAAGAUCAAAAUAAUUGUAUGAACUUACGAAUGUGUACUACCAGAUGUACCAUUACAGUUAAUAAUGUUAGAUUAAAUGCAUAAUAUAUUAAAUAACUUUAAGGAGA